This is a messenger RNA of Cetraspora pellucida, 432 nucleotides long. NCBI's taxonomy places the organism in Eukaryota, Fungi, Glomeromycota, Glomeromycetes, Diversisporales, Gigasporaceae. The record is from the annotation of a GenBank genome assembly.
AUAUUAACUCAAAAGGACAUCGUCUUGGAAGUGCUAGGGAGGUGGAACUUGAAGAAGCUUUACAUGAUAGUUGUAAGUCCAAUUCUGAACUUAUUGAUGAUUUUAAAAACUAUCAGAAGGUGUAUAAAAAGUAUAUUAAAAACAUCAAACAGGAUAAGAAGCAUAUGCAACAGGAUCUUAAUCGAUCCAAUAAAGAUAAAGAGAAACUCACUAAGCAUACCUAUCAGCUUAUAGAUGAAGAAAAACGAUUGCGUUCAGAGUUAGAUACUCUAACAUCCCAGAUUACUCGCAAAGAUAUUUCUCUUAAUGAAUCUAAAAUUAAGAUAAAAAAUUUCCAGUCUAAGAUAAAAAUAUUGGAAAUGAAACUAUCUUCAACUCAGAAUAAAUCAAAGGAAAUUUCAACACUUCGAUCUAUGAAAAAAAUAUUAGAAG